CGACACAAGGCAAGGAAAAAAAAGGAUGGCUCUCCGGCGCAACGCCGGAUCCCUCGCGCUCCGCGCCGCCGCCUACCUCCGCCGCCACCGUCCCCAUCCUCCUCCCCCACUGGCCCUCGCCGCCCCCGCUCCCACUCCCAUACGCUCCCCGCUGGCCCCGCCUUUCCGGCACUUCGCUGCUCCGCCUGGUACUCAGACCAAUAGGAAGCGAGGCAAGGAGGAGGACGAUGCCAGCGCGGGCCCGCGCAUGAACAACGCCAUCGCCGCUCCCUUCGUCAGGCUCGUCAUGGAUGAAGGCCACAACAUUCUCCCCCGGCAUGAAGCCUUGCAGCUUGCGAUCAGGAUGGACAUGGACUUGGUUGAGGUCGAUAGGAAAUCAGACCCACCUGUAUGCAAAAUCAUGGAUUUUCACAGAGAGAAGUAUAAGAAAGAAACCAAGGAGAAAGAACGCUUGAAAACCAAGUCUGCUAUUGUCUUACGUGGUGGGGAGAACAAAGAAGUGCGAUUUAAGGGGAAGACUGAACUAAAAGAUUUGAUGGUGAAGGCAGAUGGGAUUACCAGAUUAAUGGAGCGGGGUUACAGGGUGAAGUGCAUGGCCAUGCCCUCAGGUAAUGAAGGAGAAGAUUUAGGAACACCACUCUCUCGGUUGUUAGGACUUAUACAAGAUGUGUGCAUUGUCGAAAGUGGACCACACCUGGACUCGAAGCAUGCGUAUGUUAUUGUCAGGCAUGUGAAGUUUGCAACAAAGAAAGGUGGGAAGAAAGCUAGCCAGGCCAUGGAAGAUGCAGGAAAAGGUACCAGCAGUGCUGUCCCAGAGUCACCCAUUGAUGGCAGCAAUACCGAAGACAUGGCAGUUGGACAUGGUCUCGGGAAACCUGAUGAUCGUACCAUCUCAGAUCGUGUUAAGGAAACAGCCACCCGUCUCUCCAGAGACUCCCCUGCCCAAAAGGAGGGGCACGAUAGAGAAUUUAAAAGGGAGUUCAAUUGGCCAAAAUCCAACCCAGGGGCUGGGGGAAACAGAAAUAAUCCUGGCCAGAGGGGACCACGAGAUGUGCAACCUGGCAUGGAAAAGCGAGUGCAAGAUCAGGGUCCUGUUGAAACCAACAGAUACGCCGCUCGGAGGCAGCCAAUAAGAGGAGACAGCAGCCAAGGAAUACCCCCUCAAGGUGAUAGAAGGAAUGAAAAUGGAGGUCGUUAUGAGAACCAGAGACCUCUUGAACAGCAGCAUAACCGGCCGUUACCGAGGUUCAACCAAGGUGGAUUAUCACAACAAGAUCCAAGGAACGAAAGGAGAAGUUCUUUUCCACUAAAUAACAACCAAAGGCAACCAGCAGGUGGCGGUGAUCCUAAUCGAGCAAGCAAGAGUUUUGGGAUCUUCAGUAGUACUCAGAAAUCUGGAUCAUCUGAGCAGAGGAAGUUGGAUGGUAAUCCUGGUAAUACCGACUCGCCUAAAAGGUUUGGGAUUUUUAGUUCUGGGAAAUGAGGAUGGACAAAGGGCUCUACAGAAGAGGACUCUGAUAUUUUUACUUUGGCACGAUGGACCAAAUCCUACUUGAAAGGUUCAACAAACCUGCAUACAUGGAUGAGUUUUUUUGGCGGUGUUUUUUGUAAGGAUUCAUGGACGAUUUGGCGUUUGUUUAGCCUCAACAGAUGUCUUGUUCUGAUGAUGGAAAAGGGAUCCCGUGAUAGCAACAUUCUGAGAAAUAUUUUCUAUUGAGGGGCUCUUGUUGGCAGGGUAAAUUGCUGCCGUUGUCAAGUUGGAAGUAUUAUCUGGAUUUGAAAUACAGUACCCCUAUUAUUUUGCGUAGACAACUGUCAUGAUAAUCAUCUGUACAAACAAGCAGAACCCAGUGAUAUAUUUUUUAAAAUAAUUAUCCUUUGCUUAGGCUUCAAGAAAAGCGCUUAAGCAACC
This is a messenger RNA of Zea mays, 1912 nucleotides long. RefSeq lists its product as uncharacterized. Lineage: Eukaryota; Viridiplantae; Streptophyta; Magnoliopsida; Poales; Poaceae. Gene Ontology annotation, biological process: ribosome disassembly; translational initiation. Gene Ontology annotation, molecular function: translation initiation factor activity; ribosome binding. Bases 26 to 1483 code for a protein of 485 amino acids. The record is from RefSeq and is marked predicted. The transcript has 7 exons.